AAUCAAUCGAUAAUUUCUAUCCCCUGGAAUAAGUUUUAGGUGAACAAAGUUGCAAAUGAAACUUCAUGACCUAUGGCCUUUGUUGGUACUUAUCGCUCGAUGUGCUUUUGUUCUCCUCGCAGAACAAUCAUUCCAGAACGGACAAUAUUCUGAGUGUCGUGUGGAUGAUCCAAUAGCUUGUAAUCAAAGUAAGCAUGAAGUAUGCAUGUUUCGUAAUGGUCGCUAUAGCUGUCAAUGUCCACAAGGUGUUGGUCGAAGUGUAGAUGGCCGAUGUAUUGUAAUAAAUGAAUGUUCUGAGCAACGUCUUAAUGACUGCCAUGAAAAUGCAAUAUGCAUCGAUCAGAUUGAAGGUUACACGUGUCGAUGCUUAAACGGUUUUGCUGAUGUAUCGGAAGAUGUAGAAAAAAAGCCAGGUCGAAUAUGUCAAAAGGAAGUGAAUGAAUGUAUUGAUCCUGUUAAUUAUAACAUUGAUUGUUCCGAAAAUGCCAAAUGUCAAGAUACAGCAGAAGGUUUUACAUGUAUUUGUAAUCCAGGAUAUACAGAUAUUAGUGCUCAUUACUCUCGAUUACCUGGAAGAAAGUGCGUUGAAAAUGUCAAUGAAUGUCACAGUGGUACAAAUGAUUGCUCACCUGAUGCUGAAUGUAUCGAUCAACCGAUUGGGUACAUAUGCAAAUGCAAGGAAGGAUUUGUGGAUGCAAGUCCAAAUACUACCCAUUAUCCAGGCCGUCAAUGUAUCGCGCCAAAAAGUCCCCAAUAUAUCAAUGAAGCCAAAUCACAACAAAUGCAAUUUCGAUGUCAUCCAGUUUUUAAACCAAUAUGUUCAAUGAAUCAAGUAUGUUUAAGUGGUGAUCAAGGUAUGCAUUCAUGCCAAUGUCCACAACGUGGCAUUUUAACUUCCAAUGGACAAUGCAUAACAUUCAAUCAUUGCGAAAAAUAUAAUGACUGUGAUUUGGUUGCAAUCUGUUCGAAUACAUAUGACGGAUAUCAAUGUCAAUGUCCACCAGGAUUCUUGGAUACAUCAUCUGAUCCAUUACGGUUACCUGGAAGAAAAUGCACUCGACUAAUUAAUGAAUGUGGCACGAAUAAACAUGACUGUUCACCGUAUGCUACGUGUAUCGAUACGUUGGAAUCAUACCUAUGCCAGUGUAAUGCUGGAUAUACGGAUGUCUCCUCACGUUAUGACUUAAAACCUGGACGACGUUGUGCUCAAUCCAGGAAUCAAUGCGCUAAUCGAUUAGCUAACUCAUGCGAUGAAAAUGCGGAUUGCGUAACGCUACCGGAUGGUUAUACUUGCAUUUGCGUUACCGGAUAUUUUGACGUUUCUAGUAACGCUAAAUUACCACCUGGACGCGUAUGUACUCUGCAAACUCAUUGCCCAGCUCAAUCAACAGAUCUUGUCUUUCUAGUUGAUGGAAGUGGUUCUAUUGGUUCGGAUGUCUUUCAUAAAGAGGUGCUUCGUUUUGUGAAAGAUUUUAUUGAAUUAUUUGAUGUUUCUCCACAACAAACCCAUGUAGCUGUGAUACAGUACUCGGAUGUUAUCAGACAUGAAAUUGACUUAAAUCAGUAUUCUUCGAUGGAGCAAUUAAAGCAAGCUAUUAAUGGUAUCGAAUAUUUGACAGGUUUAACAAGAACAGGUGCAGCAAUACAACAUGUUACUGAUGAAGGAUUCAGUGAACGUCGUGGUGCUCGACCUAUUGGUAAUGGAGUACCACGAAUACUUAUUGUUAUUACAGAUGGACGAUCACAAGAUGAUGUUACGAUUGCUGUACGAAAUGCAAGAAUGAAACAAAUACAACUUUUUGCAGUUGGUGUUACAAAUCAUGCAUUGGAUUCUGAAUUGGAAGUGAUUUCUGGUUCAACAAAGCGAACAUUCCAUGUAAAUGCAUUUGAAGAUUUAAAUGCUCGUUUACGAAGUGCAAUUCAAAAAGUAACUUGUCCAGCCAUUAUUGCACCACCUGUUGGACCAUCAAUCUUUCAAGGUUCAACAAAGCGAACAUUCCAUGUAAAUGCAUUUGAAGAUUUAAAUGCUCGUUUACGAAGUGCAAUUCAAAAAGUAACUUGUCCAGCCAUUAUUGCACCACCUGUUGGACCAUCAAUCUUUCAAGAGAAUUGCAUUCUGCAAACUCAUGCAGGAUGUGAUCGAACAUUGAAUCAGAUAUGUACAUUGAAAAAUGGAAAACCUUGUUGCGCUUGUCCGAUGUCAUUUGAACUACAUCCAAUUACACGGAUUUGUGGUGGUGCUUUAUGUAAUCCACAACUUGUUUCCUCAUGUCCAAGUCCUGAAAUAUGCCAGAUGACACCAUAUGGGAACUAUAGGUGUACGUGUCCACCUAACACUAUACGUGAUCAGAAGUCCGGUGCUUGCACAACUAAACAUGUACCAUCGAUGCCUGGGAUAAUGCCAGAUGAAUGCGGACAAGGGAAACCGUGUCAGGAAAACGAGCAUUGUGCCGUUUCAUCAUCCGGAAGACGAAUCUGCCAAUGUCUGCCUGGUUAUGUGGCUGGUCCAAGUGGUAAAUGUCAAGCAAGUGGAACAUGCCAGCCAUAUCUGCCAAAUGCGUGUGAUCAACGAAGAAAUGAAGAAUGCUUACCGGAUGGUCAUGGUGGAUUCACUUGUCAAUGUGCUGCCAAUCAAAUCCGUCAUCCUGUCACCCAAAUUUGUUUGGUGGAUGAAUGCGCUACCGGAAUGCAUGAUUGCGAUGAGCAUGCAAAAUGCAUCGAUACAGAUGAAGGAUAUAUUUGUACAUGCAAGGAAGGUUAUAUCGAUGAAAGUCCAGAUCAAUCACGAAAACCUGGCAGAGUUUGUCGGCAACAAACGGAUGAAUGCGCUCAGGGCACUCACAAUUGUUCAGCUUAUGCAGAUUGUAUUAAUUUACCAAAAGGAUACUUUUGCCGAUGUAAAGCUAAUUACGUGGACUUCAGUCCAAAUCCGCAACAUUUUGGUGGCACAUAUUGUAAACCAUUAGUGGACGAAUGCGCCAAUAGGUCAUUAAACACAUGUAGUAAAAAUGCAAUUUGUAUUGAUACAAUGGAAAGUUACAAAUGUCAAUGCAAAGAAGGUUUCAUUGAUCAUGAUGAACUUCGAAAUCCAGGAAGAAUCUGUGAACAAGCGAAUCGUUUCUGUGUAACAAAUCAAAACGAUUGUGAUAAGAAUGCGAAAUGUAUCGAAAAAGGUACAAACGAAUAUAUCUGUGUCUGUGAACCUGGUUACAUUGAUAAAAGUCCUGAACCAACCAAACCAGGUCGUAUUUGCUUGGAACGUAUCUGCAAUGAUCCAUCAAAGCAUGACUGUCAUCCGGCUGCUGUAUGUACGGAAAUCGCUAAACCGGAACGUUACACGUGUUCAUGUCGUAAUGGUUAUAUCGAUAUUAAUCCAAGCAAACCUGGAAGAGCUUGCAAAGAAUUAGUGAAUGAAUGUUUGGAUCCAUCCUUGAAUGACUGCGAUCCAGCAGCUAAAUGUAAUGAUUUGAAGGAAGGAUAUACAUGUACUUGUCCACCUGAUUUCAAGGAUCUUUCUGUGAAUAACCAAAAACCUGGAAGAAAAUGUUCCAUUUUGGUGAAUGAAUGUAUAAACCCACAUUUGAACAACUGUAGUCGUUUUGCGGAUUGUAAAGAUCUUGAAGACGGUUAUGAAUGCAUUUGCAAAGCUGGUUAUCGUGAUAUAAAUCCGGCUAAACCGGGAACGGAUUGCAAAUUAAUACUAAAUGAAUGUGAAUCAUCAAAUUUGAAUAAUUGUGAUAAAAAUGCAAAGUGUACUGAUACAGAGGAAGGAUUCCGUUGUGAAUGUAUCCCACCUUACAUCGAUCAAAAUCCAUCUGAACCUGGUACCAUUUGUCGAAAAGAGGGUUUCCCAUGCGGUGAGAUGACAUGUCAAGAAGAGCUUGGUGAAAUUUGUUCUGAGGAUCAGUUGUGCGUCUGUCCAUCUGGACAGAAGCGCCCAAAUGCUGACGAAAAAUGCCGUGCGGUUGAAUCCUGGUCUUUACCUCUUUGGGUUAUUCGUCAGAAUACUGAAGAAUUAAACUACAACGAUAAUUUGGCCAAUCCACAAAAUGACCGAUACAAAGAAUUGGUAAAUGCAUUCGAAAAAGGUAUUGCUGAAAGUUAUGCAAAUACACCGCUCAAGAAUGGUUUUGUGAUUGCUGAAGUAAACGAAAUCACUCGACCAAGUGAUUUUAUCAAGCAAUGGGAUAAAGGAAUUUUGUACAAUUUCACGGUUAGCUUUGUACGCGGUAGUGUCGCAUCACCUCCCAGUGUUUUUACCGACCUUUUGAAUUAUAUCACUCAGCGGAAUAAUUUCCAAGUUGGUAAAAGCAUGCAAUAUAUUAGUCCAAUCCAAGCAAAUCCGUUUGAUAACUGUUAUAAAAGUGAUUGUCAUCCGGAUGCAAAGUGUACUUCCACUCCUACCGGUUAUACAUGUGAAUGUCCGGAUACACAUCGUGACCUGAAUCCCUCAAAACCAGGACGUGAAUGCGUAAGCUUAGUUGGCGUAAAUGAAUGUGAACAGAAAGAAUGGAAUGAAUGUGAUGAGCAUGCUCGAUGUAUCGAUCAGGAUCAUCUAUACAGAUGUGAAUGCAUAAAACCAUAUGUUAAUGCUGCACCACCGGGAAAAUUACCUGGUUCGGAAUGUCGUAUCAAUUAUUGCGCUGAUGUAAACUUUUGCCCUGCAAAUACCACUUGUCAAAAUGGAAAAACACAGGCUGAAUGCAUUUGCAAAGAAGGCUACGUGGAUAUUCGAUCCAGUCCGUUUCGUGAUCAACUUAACUAUCCGGAAAAUGUUUACUGUUUACGACUGCAGGAUGUCGAUGAAUGUGCUCUUGGUCUUACCAAUUGCAGUGCUGUAGCAAUUUGUACUGACCUGCGGAAUGGCUAUCAAUGCCGUUGUCCGGAUGGAUAUGUGGAUGGUAACCCGGAUGAACCUGGUCGAAUAUGUGCAGCACAAUUAUGCGGUUUAUGUAAUGGUCAUGGUGAUUGCAUAUAUAAUGAAGCGACAAAGAAUGUGACAUGUUCAUGUGUUGGUGGUUAUACCGGAAAAUUUUGCGAGAUCGAACCAUCCAAAACACUCCUGUUACUCUUCCUGAUCUUGGCUAUUUUACUCUUACUCCUAUCACUAUGUCUUUGCUUGUAUUUCUGCUCGAAGCUCAGAUGUUUCCGACGAAGGCCAGAAACAAGUGUUGGAAGUGGCCGAGAGAUUCUCACUUCCGAUUACUAUUCCAUUCCACGUGCGAAACUAAAACGACGUGAGGUUGAUGAGACCGCUCCAGCGGAAGUAACUAGCCGUCAGUUGCAACGUUACUUGGAUGAUGGAGGUUCCAUUUCGGGUGAGUCAUCCGGUUCGUCAGUUCAAUUCGAAAGGCGUGUUAUCACCGACAUCACAACGCACGAAAUCAAAAAAACUAUUUAUCAUGAUCCGGAAACUGGACAAGCAGUUUAUGAAGUUACUGCUACAGCUAGCAGUAGUGCAGCUAAUGGCGGACACUCACAGUUUCUGCGAUCUCCAAUUGAAAUCGAAUCCGAACAACAUGCAGGCGAACCGGAACGUUUCGUGCGUUCUUCAGAAUCAGUAGCAGGACAACAGUAUCCAAGGAGUGAGUCAACAUCACGAAUAGGUGGGAGUGGAAGAGGUACAAUACGUGAAAGUGGGUCACGUGAAUACACAGCUACCCGAACUACUCGUCAAGUGGUACUGUUUUUUGUUAUAUUACUUUAUUAA
Molecule: messenger RNA, 5710 nt
Organism: Loa loa (African eye worm)
Lineage: Eukaryota; Metazoa; Nematoda; Chromadorea; Rhabditida; Onchocercidae
Exons: 37
Coding region: 56-5710 (1884 amino acids)
Molecular function (GO): calcium ion binding
Source: RefSeq, a predicted model, not a curated record